CGAGAGACAAAAACCCGCUGAAAGCUCCAACUAUGCCGAAGUGAACUGAACAACAAUGUCAGUGGAUUUUAUAGUUUUAUCGGGAUUUCUGCAGCGAUAACAAUAUUUCCAGAGAGAACAGAGCAUGUGUCAAGUUAUCCAUGAAAGACCAAAUGGCUGACAGAAACAUUGAAGUAAUUCAUCAGUUUCUUGUGGAUCAUAAUUUGGAGAGUACAGCUGAAACUUUGAUUCAAGAAGCAUCAAAAAUGGGUUUUCAGAAUUUUGAAUACAAAUUAAGAGAUUUUACUGAUCCAUAUGCUCAAUUAAAACUGUGUUACAAUAUUGGAGAUUAUUCAACAUUUUUUCAAUUAUGGAAUGACAUGUUCUCUGACAGUACUAAACAACGUAAAGAAUAUAAAAAAUUAACAUUUUAUUUACACGUGUAUUUUGCUAUUCUACCUAUAAGUAAACUAUAUGCAUAUGAAUAUAAAGAAAAUGAGCUAACAGGAUCACAAAUAAAUACGCUGAGAUUGUCUUUAACAGAUAUUUUUUUAGAAAAUCACGAAAAGAACAAUGGAACUGCAAUCGAAAAAAAUAUAAAUAACAGCAUGAAACAGCUGCAAGAUUACUUGAGUGGAGAUGGCAAGGAAUUAGAAUAUGAUAUGGAAUUACAACCGUUUUACGCGCUACCAUUUACAAAGGAUCUUCAUGCGAAUACUCUUUUCUCCAAAAUAUUAGAGCCGCAUUGGUUGAAUGAGCUAUCCAGAAAUCUCGAUUUAUUUGUUGCAGAUCAUAGACAAGACUUGACUAAUUUAAGUAACAUGAGCUACAAUAAAAUGCAACCACAAAAUCUACCUCAAGUUUGUACGACUGUGUCAGCGAUAAAAGUUGCGGAGUCGGAGCAAGAUAAAACUACAAAGGAUAACAUCCCGAUUGUGGCAAACGACAGAGAUAUACCCAUAUUUCUAGAAAACAAUGACGAGGAGCAGUACAGUUUUGACCACAAAAUCAACUGUAGUCUAAAAUCAAGUGGUACUCAAACGCACAUCACCGGCGACCAAAUUACGUUCGACAAUUUACGAGAAUAUAAGUCCGAUUUGGGAGAGAGUACUGACAGUUUAUCACGGAUGUACAAACAAGACAGAAAAUUGAUUCAACGCAAUCAGGAAUUAGUAUUUACAAGAAACCACCUAUACAGUAUUCAUAUGAAUUAUGAGAAGCUGAAGUUGAGAUUUCACAAGCUGCAUGCAGACUAUAAUAAAGUGAUAAACGUCGCUGGGGUAUUGACGGCCGCGCUGGAGAAUUCGGUGACAGACCGAACUGUCGAUAUACAACAAACGCUCGAGACUUGCUUGAACAUACACCCGGAAAUAUUUAAUCAGAAUAUAAGAGAUUUUUCUUGCACGUCUUUGCCGCAACGCGGACAUAGUAAUCGCCUGUACACGGACAAAAGGCCAUCAACAUUUGAUAUCACGACUGCACCGGUACCUUCAAAAUUAUUGGACUUCAAGAAGAUCAAGUUACAUCUACUUAACGGGGAUGUGAAAACAAAGUUGUUGCUAUUACAAGCGUUGCGUUGGAAAAUAACGUUCGCACAGUCUGCAGUGCGGGACGAGGUCCUGCAUGAAUAUAUGAGUCACGAUUUGCUGGGACUUCAUGGACAAAUUGCUAGCGACAACAGCAAACAACUUCUGCCGUGUCUGCUGACUGCGGGAGAGGCUUACGCCAGGCAUCUUUUGCAACAGUUUAUCGCACGAUUGCUAAACACACUGGCGUCCUUUAGAUGUGGAAGAGACUACUUAUCGGUCGGCUCCACUGUCGUGAACGCGACCUUCACUUGUCUCGACAAUAACUAUGCCGACGGAGUGGAUCCUUUCGCGUGCGAUAUGUUGAUGGCGAUGUUACAGAAACUAUCUUUACGCAGACAGCAACGGAUAUACAUGAUAGAAAGCGGACUGCUGGAAUGGUUGAUCAGUCACCUACACGACAAUUGUCGCGUCAUGAAUUUAUACAGACUCGACUACGCUACCGCGCUUUUGAUGAACCUGUCGUUACAUCGCUUAGCUCAUGCCAGGGCAGCGAAGAUCUCUUCGCUGCUCGUGUCCACUUUACUCAUUCUACUCUCAAUAGAUCACACGCCUUCGGUGCAAUAUAUUAACGAAACGCUAAAAAAUUUCUUGAGCAAUCCCGUGAUCAAUGAGGAAGCGAAGAAAAUAAAACGUUUGAAUAUGUCGGAUUAUAUCGGUGGUAAUUUGAAAACUGCAGAGAUAAGAAAGCAUCUAGAUCACGUAUUGAAGAUGCAGAGACGCGAAAACGUCAAUACACCGCAAAACGAGGAGACCGCAGAUGAUGAUGAUAAUGAAGAGCGGGAUGUAUUGGAAAGCGAGUUAGACGAGAAUGAUCCGCUGAAAAAUGUCGGUGAAUUAAACGGAGAGACUUUGCUUCAGAUGUGUUACAGCGUUUCCUCAAAGAUUCCUGAAGAUGUUAUAACUGUUGAUACGACACUACAGAAAAUAUCUACGUUAAAUUCUAUUGAUUUUUACAAUGAUCAACAGAAUAAUCAUUUAUGUACUGGCCGUCCGUCAUAUCCUGUGCUAAGGGACAGCAGUGAAACUGUAAUGACAUCUUCUAUGACUCUUGCAUCCGGUCGCGAAAAUAGUCAAACAAUAGAAGGGGAAAAAUGCAGCAGCAUAGCAUCACUCAGUAGCAUUGCUUAUAGGAAUGCUAAUAACUACGAUAGCAAUGCACUUAACGAUAACUCAUGGAAAAAUGACUUAGAACUCGCUAAAGAAGAAGAGGCAUUUUUGGCAAAGCCUAAGAUAUCGAGAACACCUCCGUGAUUAGAUGAAUAUCGAAGAUUCUAAUUAACAAGUGCUACUAAAAUGUUAGUUCUAUUAGAUAAAAAUCAUAAAACUAUUUAUAGAAAAUCAUAGAAUAACUUAAUUUAUUGCACGAAGCAUUCUUGGCGAAGAGCAAGUAAGUAGAUCAAAAGCACAUUUACAAGUAAUAAUAUCACACACGAUGUUUCCAAAUGUAAAUAAUAAAAAUAUUUUAAAUGCCACUACAAUUAUUACAUUACAAUUAUUCAAAUAUCUUGGAAGGGAAAAACAAUGAAAACGCCAAUUUCAACAUUUACAAAGGAUCGAACGGCAUCUUUAUUCUGAAUGACGCAUCGAAUCAAUUCUUAUAUGUGUGAGA
Dinoponera quadriceps is the source of this 3177-nucleotide messenger RNA. RefSeq names its product lisH domain-containing protein ARMC9-like. The transcript is spliced from 17 exons. Lineage: Eukaryota; Metazoa; Arthropoda; Insecta; Hymenoptera; Formicidae. Gene Ontology annotation, molecular function: protein binding. Gene Ontology annotation, cellular component: centriole; ciliary basal body; ciliary tip. Bases 141 to 2819 code for a protein of 892 amino acids. Gene Ontology annotation, biological process: cilium assembly. The record is from RefSeq and is a predicted model, not a curated record.